Molecule: messenger RNA, 957 nt
Organism: Exaiptasia diaphana
Lineage: Eukaryota; Metazoa; Cnidaria; Anthozoa; Actiniaria; Aiptasiidae
Product: transcription factor 24
Exons: 2
Coding region: 105-539 (144 amino acids)
Biological process (GO): regulation of transcription by RNA polymerase II; developmental process
Molecular function (GO): protein dimerization activity; DNA-binding transcription factor activity, RNA polymerase II-specific; RNA polymerase II transcription regulatory region sequence-specific DNA binding
Source: RefSeq, a predicted model, not a curated record
AGAACAUUGCACACUCGUAGAGACUCGGAUAAGAAGGCUUGAAUUGCUAGCCAAGUAAUAAACUUACUCUUCCAGUCACCAUAACACAGCACGUUUUGCAAGAAAUGGGAAGAUACACAAGCUACGAAUUGACACAGCGAUUGAGCCACGACUUUGCUACGGAAAAGCCACGCAAACGGGCUAACUACGACCAACCAUCUGCUAACGCUUUACGAGAGCGAAUAAGAGCUCAAAAUCUCAAAAAAGCUUACAUAGAAUUGCAGAAAACGCUACCUAAUGUACCUCCAGACACGAAGCUUCCUCGCCUGAACAUCCUUCUUCUUGCCAUAGACCAUAUAGAGCAUUUGAUGAAUGUUCUCUCACAAGAAACUGCUCUUACAAACGAAAGGCUGCCGAGAAAGGAAAAUAUGAUUCAACCCUUCAUCAAGAAAUGGCCCGCAAGAACACAGUUAUUUGCUGAGACACCUCAACAACCACCUCCAGUUGAAUACCUACCAAGUUGUAUGUUUGAAACGAGAAGGAACUCAUACCAACGCUAAUGACGCGAGGACUCGCCCUAUUGUACAGCGGCUCCACCUUGAUGUCACCUCAAUACGAAUUUAUCAGUUGUACAAAGAUGAACAAAGUUCUAAAAUAUUCAGCUUGCUAAUCGUUAUUGUAAGACUGGCAUUUACUAACCAGUCAUAUUUCGACUUGUUGUAGACAGUUGCUGCGAAUUUUCCGCGUCAAAGAAGGCCGGAUUCAUAUAAGAGUGUAAAAUUGGUAACGAGGCGAAGGCUGAAUCAGAAUGCCUGCUCGAAACUAAGAAAAAAAACAUUUUGAUGACUUUUUUGGAUGAAUUGUGAUUUUAUGAUAAAACAUUCAUAUAAAUAACACGAUAGGACAUGAAAAUGUAAAGAUAUGCGUUGUAUUCACGACAUUAUAUAUUAAACCAAUAAAUGAAAGAUUUGAGUUGUA